ACCAAAAUAUCAUCGCCGUUCAUGUCUGCUGUGACCUCUGUUCUCAAGUAAAGUCUCAGGUUCGCCUUCUCAGUUCUCAUUCAUUUCCAUGGCCGCCGUCAGCCUCUCUCCAGUGCAAGCUUCUCUUUCUCCUCGUUUACUAUCUUCGCAUACUCCUCAAAGUACCCCCAACCUCUCAUUCCAUUCACUCUCUAAGCCCUCCAUCCCCUUUCCUUCCAUUUCUUUAAAACUCUACAACCCAAUUAGACCUUGUUCCCUAAUUAUCGCUGCAGCCGUCAAGAACCUCGCCGAGACGGAUUUAGUAGCGGUACCUUUAACAGCUGAUGAGUUCUCUAAAAAAUUGCCGUCAAAAUCGGGUGUUUACGCCGUUUAUGAUAAGAACGAUGAUCUUCAAUUCAUUGGCAUCUCCCGGAACAUUGGGGCUAGCGUUUUCUCUCACCUGAAGUCGGUGCCGGACCUUUGCUCCUUCGUUAAGUUUGGGGUAGUAGAUGAACCUGAUAGAGAGUCACUUACUCAAGCUUGGAAAUCAUGGAUGGAAGAACAUAUAAAAACCACUGGAAAGGUUCCACCAGGCAAUCAAUCAGGGAAUGCUACGUGGAUCAGGCAACCACCAAAGAAGAAGCCUGAUCUCCGACUUACACCUGGCCGUCACGUCCAGCUAACAGUUCCACUGGAGGAGCUUAUUGGGAAAUUAGUCAAGGAGAACAGGGUGGUGGCCUUUAUCAAGGGAUCACGAAGUGCCCCAUUGUGUGGAUUCUCUCAAAGGGUAAUCGGCAUUCUUGAAAGCCAAGGAAUAGAUUAUGAAAGCGUAGACGUGCUGGAUGAAGAAUAUAAUUAUGGAUUGAGGGAGACAUUGAAGAAGUAUAGCAACUGGCCUACGUUCCCACAAAUUUUUGUCAAUGGGGAGUUGAUAGGAGGAUGUGAUAUCUUAACUUCCAUGGAUGAAAAGGGUGAGCUUGCUGGUUUGUUGAAAAAGUAGGUUCUUGAUUUUUUCGUACCCAAACCUUCUGACUGGGUGUAGCAGAGCAAAAUAGGGUGACGAGAAAAUUAAGAAAAAUGGAGUUCAUAAUAUUUUCAUCAUGUGCUUGUAUUGGAUCUUAGUCUUGCACAUUGUAAGCCUUCUUCAAAUUGAGUCCUAAAUAUGAGGAGAAAAUGCCGUGUGUUUAUUAUGCA
Hevea brasiliensis (rubber tree) is the source of this 1173-nucleotide messenger RNA. RefSeq names its product bifunctional monothiol glutaredoxin-S16, chloroplastic. The transcript has 2 exons. NCBI's taxonomy places the organism in Eukaryota, Viridiplantae, Streptophyta, Magnoliopsida, Malpighiales, Euphorbiaceae. The record is from RefSeq and is a predicted model, not a curated record. Bases 89 to 979 code for a protein of 296 amino acids.